Panicum virgatum (switchgrass) is the source of this 1527-nucleotide messenger RNA. Its product is annotated as trihelix transcription factor ASIL2-like. The transcript is spliced from 2 exons. The record is from RefSeq and is a predicted model, not a curated record. Gene Ontology annotation, cellular component: nucleus. The coding region runs from base 170 to 1138 and encodes 322 amino acids. Lineage: Eukaryota; Viridiplantae; Streptophyta; Magnoliopsida; Poales; Poaceae. Gene Ontology annotation, molecular function: transcription cis-regulatory region binding.
CCCACCCCGGCCUCCUCCCCUCGCCUCGCCCCGCCCGCCGCCCCACAUCUAUCCACCCGUCCGCCCGUCCGUCUCGACGCGCAGGCGAGAGAGAGGGGGAGAGAAGAAAGAGGGCUAGGUCGUCGUCGUCGUGAGGCGUAGAGAUCUGGGAGGAGGAGGAGGAGGAGCGAUGGACGGGAAGCUGCCGCCGCCGAACCCGAACCUGCCGUACCGGGAGGACUGCUGGAGCGAGGGCGAGACGGCGGCGCUCGUCGACGCAUGGGGCUCGCGCUACCUCGACCUCAACCGCGGCAGCCUCCGCCAGCCGCAGUGGCGGGAGGUCGCCGACGCCGUCAACUCCCGCCCGGGGGCCUCCGCGCGCCGCCGCCCGCCGCGCACCGACAUCCAGUGCAAGAACCGCGUCGACACGCUCAAGAAGAAGUACAAGGCCGAGCGCACGCGCGGCGGGCCCUCGCCCUGGGCCUUCUACGGCCAGCUCGACCUCCUCGUCGGGCCCACGCUUGCCGGCGGCGGCGGCAACGGCGCCAAGAAGCCGUCCCCGCCGCGCGCAGCGAUGCCCGUCUUCAGGAGGCGCAAGUCGCCGUCGCGCUCCCCGUCGCCGCAAUCGCCGCCGCCGCUUCCCAUGGCACUGCCCCUGCCCAACUACCGCCGCGGCUCCGAUCUCCCCUCCGCGAACCUCAUCCACAAGGCGGCCGCCGCCGCCGCUGCCGCCGCCGCGGAGUCCGACUCAGAGGACGGCUACAACAACAACGACUACGACGAUGACGACGGUUCUCAGCAGUCGCCGUCACGCUCUGUAUCUUCUCGGUCCGGUGGUGGUGCCGCCGCCGCUCCUGCUGUUGGCAGCAAGAGGAAGAUGAGCAGCGGGAGUGGUGGGUUCGGGGAGCUAGCGAGGGCAAUUGAGACGUUUGCGGAGAUGUACGAGCGCAUGGAGGCCGCGAAGCAGAGGCACGCGGAGGAGAUGGAGAGGCAGCGGAUCAAGUUCCUCAAGGAUCUGGAGCUGAAGCGGAUGCAAACUUUUGUGGACAUGCAGCUGCAGCUUGCGAGGGCAAAGCACGCCAGGAAAGGUGAUGCUUCAUCGGAGAUGCUCAUGUCUCUAGCCGCACUGCCUUUCCUCAGCAGCCCUGCUUACCUCUGAAUUGAAGAGGAGUUAGAUUCAGAUUGUUAGGAGACAAGCUAACGAGAUUAUAUUGCCAUCGAUGAAGAUCCACUAGGUUCACUGGUAGCAGUUUGGUGUAUAGACGGCCUGAAGUUGGUAGUGGAAGCAGAGUAAACUUGCUGAUGAUGGCGCGAUACCUGUUCUAGCCAAUCAAUCCCCAAGUGUGGACGACAUGUCUGAUCCCUCUUCCCCUUGCCUUUCACAGUUUUGAGUUGUUGAGCGGAGUCAUGUAAACUAAAGCCCCCCAUCUUUCCUUUUCUUUUGGCGGUUCUCAUGAGUCAUGAGUCCUGUAGCCAAAGUUCAAAUGAAACAGUUGAAUUCUAAAUGUACCCGCAAAAAAUUCUGAAUUUACCCCCGUCGCAUGGAUU